Mesitornis unicolor (brown roatelo) is the source of this 438-nucleotide messenger RNA. It is a transcript of the gene PITHD1, whose product is annotated as PITH (C-terminal proteasome-interacting domain of thioredoxin-like) domain containing 1. The transcript has 5 exons. The annotation marks the transcript as partial. The record is from RefSeq and is a predicted model, not a curated record. Lineage: Eukaryota; Metazoa; Chordata; Aves; Mesitornithiformes; Mesitornithidae. Gene Ontology annotation, cellular component: nucleus.
UGCGUAGAAAGCGACGAUGAUGAGGAGCUGCUCUUCAACAUCCCGUUUACGGGCAACGUGAAAUUAAAAGGAGUCAUUGUGAUGGGCGAGGACGACGGUUCGCAUCCGGCAGAGAUGAGACUGUUCAGGAACAUUCCUCACAUGUCCUUUGAUGACACAGCCAGGGAACCGGACCAGACGUUCAGCCUGAACCGGGAUCCGACGGGCGAGCUGGAGUACCCCACCAAAAUUGCCCGUUUCUCCAAUGUUUACCACCUCUCCAUGCACUUCCCGAAGAACUUUGGAGCAGAGACAACCAAGAUAUUUUAUAUAGGCCUGAAAGGAGAGUGGACAGAGGCUCAUCGCCACCAAGUCACCAUCUGCAAUUACGAGGCAUCAGCAAACCCAGCUGAUCACAAGUUGGAACAAAUCACCCCACAGACUCAGUUCAUCUCCUAA